AUGGCAGAAUAUUCAAAAAUUUAUAAACAUUUGGCUAUUAAAAUGAUUGUAGGUGAAGCCAAGGUUGAAUGCGAGCGAGAUUUUAUUCGCUUUUCCGUGCCAACUUUAAUGCCUUUUAAAGGAAAAGUAUUUGUAAAAGGCGAAUACAUUAACAGUCAAUGCGUAAAAAAUUAUGCUUUAAAAGGACAAGCUGGAGAAAAAGUUGGAGCAGAAGAAAAUGAACAUAACGAGACCGCUAGAAAAGAAGUAAAUCAAACUAUCGACCGUGGAAAUCAAAGUUUAAGAAUCAAUGAGAAUGAACUGGGAAUUGCGAUCGAAAGGCCAAACAAAACAAAAGCGAAGUUCGUCAACAACCCAAUGGAAGGAACUCUUGCAACAAACUCUUAUUGUCCGCCUUGUCCUAUAUGUUCAACGGAGAAUGCGAAGAGAUAUGAGCGUCAAGCAGAAGAGACGAAUGAAGCAAGCAUUACCAUAAAAUCAGAUACUUGUAAUGCAAAACGUGAUCGUAUAGUAAUUAUUUUAGCUUUUUUGAUUAUUUUUUAUUUAAUUCUGGCUUAA
This is a messenger RNA of Dracunculus medinensis (Guinea worm), 558 nucleotides long. Lineage: Eukaryota; Metazoa; Nematoda; Chromadorea; Rhabditida; Dracunculidae. The record is from the annotation of a GenBank genome assembly.